UUUAGGAUGUUCGCAAGAACAGAGAAACUUGAUUCUCUGAAUCAAGUGUUUAUCCUGUCAUUGUACCAUCCAGGUACAUGAAAAUUGGUAUCAGAUUCUAAUCCUGGAACCUGUAACCAUGGCUACCACAUAAAAACUUGAAGAAAUCUUAACUACCGUUACUCAACAUACAGAUUCAAUCACUGAAAUCAAAUUUGUGCUUGGUUCCAUGAGUACUAAAUUGGAUCGUAUUCUGAAUCUGCUUGGAGUCGAUCUACCUCAGCCAUCAAACAUGGAAGAGUCUACUAUUUCAGUUGAGGAUAUUACUGUCUCUCCAUCUGAGGAAAUCAAAUCAACUCCUCCUGUUGUUGAUGACGAAAAGGAUUCUCUCGAAUUGGAGUAUAUUCCUUCAUUUUCCCUUGCAGAAAACGAAGCUGAUGCUUCCAUUGUUAUUGCGAGUUUUGAAUUUAAAGGAAUCGGUGACGCUUUGGUGAUUGAUUUUGAUAGGAAUAAUCUCAAAAUGGUUCAGAAUGCUUGUUGGGGUUAUAAUUCAGCCUUGUGCAUUAUUAUCUGUUCUUCCCACUUGUUUACUGGCUUUGCAGUUCAUUAUUGGGGCUCCACUUCUUUAUCUGUUGAGAUUUUCUAUGGAUCAGGGUACUUGGUUUAACCAAAUUAAUGGAAGUUAUGCAUAUGUUCGACAUGUUUUAUCGCAAAUGUUUCAAGUGUUGCUUGUUCCUUUAUGUGUUCAUGAUGCUGCAAUUGUUGUUGAGAGGGAACUGACUGUUACAGUGGUUGCGAGUAAGACAAUUUUUGGUAAAUUCGCUGAGAGCUUGGUGUGGAGAGUGAGUAAUGGUGUUGCAGAUAUUCUCUCAAAACUUCAAUUUGGUGUGCUUAUUGUUACGACUCGUUAGAGGUUCGUUCAGAUGCGCAAGGGCACCAAAAGUGGUAUUAUAAGCAAGCAACGUUGCCAAAACCUAUUGAAGUUAACCUUUUUGUUUUUACUGAUGCUCAUAUCCUGCUGAAUUUGCUUACAUUCGCGGUUUAUGGAAGAUUUUCAGUCAGUGGUGGCUUUGCUUAUUAUGUGGGGAAGCAUCGGAAAAUAAGAAUUCAGAAUUUCGAUAUUCAUUAUUUCUGUCUGCUUCUUCCACAAAUUCCUUCCUACACAACCGGUUUCACCAAGGUACACUUCUUCGGAUACUUAAUUCUGAUUACUUCUAGCUGUGCUAGUUUACCUACUGCUGAGUAUAUUCGCCUAAUAUCUGAUCGUGGUAAAGAAAUUGAACCUGUUGGUAGGUGGUCUGCUUUUGAUAGACAUACUUUAAAAUUCUACUUUACUUCUUGUUUGAUUGUUCGUACUGGGUGGAAUUUUAUUGAUGCUUGUGCUAGCAAAUCUGCUCCUGCAUUGGCUUUGGAACUUGGGUACCAACUGGAAUUGAUACCGGCAUCCUUAAUUAUGUUUUUAUUUGUGCAUUGUCUGCUAAAGCUGAGAAUAAUAGUGGUCACCGUAAGCUGUAUAUUGCGCUGUCAGGGAGACAUCCUCUUACGCUACAGAUUCUUUCGAAACAGUGUGAAAUUCUCUUGACGGUCCUUCCAGUUUAUAACAAUGUGAGCAGUCAUUUUUAUCUGUCCUAGAUAGGUUUAUACUUGCAUUUUCUGUGGCUUCAAUCAGAAGUAUGUGGAAGACUGGAGAUUCACGAGAGAAUUGGAUUGCAAGUUAGGCAGUUCCUUUGGAGUUAUCUGCACUCGUGUUACCUUGCCCGGUAUUUUACCCCGCACUGCAUGAAACUGACAGAUUUAUACAAAUUUGAUUGUGGUGAAUAUUAUGUUCCUUGUUACAUUGCUCUAUGGGGUUUGACACAUCAAAUGGUGAAUAUUUAUGGUUGUAUAGACUGUGUUAUCAUUAGGAUCAUAGGAAUUUAUCCACUGAGGGUAAUUCUUUCGACAUGGAAGUUUGAACUUACAACAGAUAAUGAUGUUCAUCUCAAUGAUAUAUUGGUGCAAAUUUCUGGUCAGGCUAGAAAAUUGGUGCAAAUUUUUGGAGCUAAUGCAAAUUCUACAGACGAGAAACUAGUGCAAAUCCAGUGUCCUUGGUGUCAGGUAAACUGUUAAACAACUUUUGUAGGUAGUGGCAACAUUGGUUGUCAAGACAACACCUCUGGUUAUGGUCCGUAAAUUUUCUUCCAGACUUGGAGAUUCAUAUUCAUAUCUCAGCCACCAUGAGCAUUAUUCCUAGUGCCAUUUCUAUUGGUGACUACCAAGUUCCGAAUUUUGAUAAUUUUGGACAUGCUUAUUGUCGAGCACCAAGCACGAGCGAGUUCAGUUCCCUAAUUGCAUUUUGGGUGGACCUACUACCUUGUGUGCUCAUUUUAUUUCGUGGUCUAGUGGACACUGGAUUGCUGGGCUUGGAGUUCAAGUGCGACAACACCACACUAAGGGUGAUCACUGGAAUUCUGGAUUCCGAUCUUCUACCUCUAGUUGGAAGUACUAUCAUGAUGCUACCAGGCUGUACCUGACAUGAUGAGAAGAGGACUUGGCAGCUCAGUUCUCAUCCUUGAGGACAAGGAUGUUUCCAAGGAGUGGGGAAUGUCAUAUACCUGACAUGAUGAGAAGAGGGUGUCCCUUAUCAUAUUCAAUGGAAAUACUUAGUAUUAGGAUCAUUGGUAGUAACUAGCUGAUUAGUGGGUGUCCUUAUAAAUUGUAAGGGUGUGGGCUGAUGUAACCACCUGGGGGAUGUUUAUCCGUUGGAUGCUAGGUAGUGAAUGAGGGUUAUAUAAGCUAAUGAACCUGUAAAGAAACUCUAAGCAAAUUAUAAUCAAAUUGAUCGUUAACUCGAUUU
This is a messenger RNA of Papaver somniferum (opium poppy), 2815 nucleotides long. RefSeq lists its product as uncharacterized. The coding region runs from base 209 to 646 and encodes 145 amino acids. The transcript is spliced from 2 exons. Lineage: Eukaryota; Viridiplantae; Streptophyta; Magnoliopsida; Ranunculales; Papaveraceae. The record is from RefSeq and is a predicted model, not a curated record.